AUGCUUCUUCCACAGUACGGAGAACAGCAAAUCUACGCUGGAAUCACUCCGAGCACUAGCGAAAUCGAUUUCACAAACUUUCAAGUGGCUGAAGAGGAAUCGCAAACCACCAUCAACGAGCACAAGGAGCAACACUUUUAUUUGGUUCGAUAUGGAAAAACAGCACCAGGCUUGAUCGAGAACGUAGGCAACUACGAUUCUGAUCUUCACAUGGAUGGUGUGGAACAUGCCGAGGCCAUUGCUCAACACAUUGCUGCAAGUGGAAAUGUGCCUGAUCACGUUAUUGCCGAUCCCUUUAUGCGAUGCACACACACAGCUGACACCAUGGUGUCACACUUCAACAGAUUGACUGACAAGGGAAUGAAGGUCAAGGUUGAACAAGGUCUGACAGAAUGGCAAGUUCCAUCCUUGUUGGUUGACCCUGAAGGAAAGCGAACCAGUCCAAGAGGACUCAAUGAAUUGGUUGACAUCUUUGACAGCUUGGAUGACACCUAUGAAUCUGUGAACCCACAAGGUCCAGAACGGGAAUCUGAUGAAGAGGCAGCUCCGGGCUGCCCUCGUUUCCCUGAAACUGAGGAUCAACUCAGCGAAAGAUGCAAGACAUCUAUCGAAAAGAUCUUGGAGGUGAUUGGCAACGAUUCCGUUGCAAUCGUGAGCCAUGCUCCAUGCCUUCAGUAUCUAGCACUUGCGUUGGAAGGGUCCCAAUCUCCAAGCGAAAGUGCUCUUGGGCCAUGGUCUCUGGGCGGCAUCACCCACUUCUCUCGACUUCCGGGAGAAACCAAGUGGACUUUGAGAUCGUACAGCUCCACAUCACACAUGCCAGGGGAAUUCCGUGAUGGUGAGCUAGGAAAGUGGUCCUUGCCAAGCUUUGUAAAACUAUGA
Messenger RNA from Cylindrotheca closterium, 882 nucleotides. The record is from the annotation of a GenBank genome assembly. NCBI's taxonomy places the organism in Eukaryota, Bacillariophyta, Bacillariophyceae, Bacillariales, Bacillariaceae.